Molecule: messenger RNA, 5160 nt
Organism: Entamoeba invadens IP1
Lineage: Eukaryota; Evosea; Mastigamoebida; Endamoebidae
Product: protein serine/threonine kinase, putative
Exons: 1
Coding region: 1-5160 (1719 amino acids)
Biological process (GO): protein phosphorylation
Molecular function (GO): ATP binding; protein kinase activity
Source: RefSeq, a predicted model, not a curated record
AUGUUGCUUGUACUCCUGUUUAUAGUAGGUAUACAUGCCGCAUCCCAAUGCGUUCCUAUAAGCCCUUAUUGUAGGGACGGAUAUAAAAUAAAUGGGAUAACUGCUAUUGAAAAGUAUGGGUGUGGCGAGGUGUUGGUGUACGACUCGUUUACGCUCACAAAAGACUGUGUGUCCAAAUUUGAAACCCCUCCAGUGUUACUUGUGGCUGAAGGAGAUGUUAUAGAACUCACGUUAGAACAAGGCUUGUUUGAUACAGCGGGUGGCAUACACUUCAACAAAAACACUCACGUGACACUCAAAGAAGAGCAAAACAUUUUUGCAUUUCCCACAAUCAUCUUUGACUCGAGUGUGGAGGUCAUAUUUACCAAAGAUAUUACACUGAGGAACAUCAACACGACUUUAUUAACUUCACAAAUCUUUCGAAUAUUUGGUAGUGCCACAAUCAUCGACUCCGAAAUUUACUUGAACGGAGCGAGUGUGUACUCUAAAAAUACUAUACACUUCAUUGGGACGAAGCUCUUUCUUUUUAAUUCGGCGUCUCUGGUCACUCCAAUCAUCGAGUUUGAGUCAUGCCAAUUUGAUUUGAACUCUCAUAUCAACUCGUAUCCGACAAAAACUUUGCUCGCUUCAACAAAGGUGAUAUUCUCUGGGAAUUCAUCUGCUAUAAUCCCUUCAAAAACAACCAUUACCACAAAUGAUGUUAUCAUUACUGAUACAGCAAUGGUCUAUUACUCACGUUUGGAUAAUAUAAACGAUAAAAAAAUCAACUUCAUGUUGACUAAAGAAGGUCGAAUGAGUGUGAGUGGGUUAAUUCUAAUGAAAGAUACACAACUCAGUGUUUCUGAUGAUGCUGUUUGUAACAUCGAGAAAGAUGGGACUGUAUCUCUCAAAUUUAAAGAGACAUAUUAUGAUGGAGGGUUUCUUAUUCAAGACAAUGGCAUUAUAAACGUGUAUGGAACAGCACAAUCUGUUUAUAAUAUUACUAUGAAAGGAAGAGGACGAAUGAAUGUUCUUGCAGAUACGACUACAAAUGGUGUUGUUGGGAUCACUCGACUUGAUAUUAACAUGUUUGACAACUCGUGUAUUCAUGUUGGGAAUGACACUGCUUUUGAGGUUGUAAAUCUGAUAAUGCACGACAACGCGUUACUCGAAUUGACCGAGAGAUUUGUGAUGUAUUAUAUCUUUAUUUUUGAAGUUGAAGGAAUGAACGUAGUGAUGUACAACAACAGCCAUAUUGUCUAUAACUUGACAUAUGGUAGGAGUUUAGUGGAAAUGGCGAACACAAAGAUGUACGACGACUCUGUGAUUGAUAUAUACACAACGAUUAGAACAGUCUUUUAUAGUGUCUCUAUGGCGGGGAGAAGUAGAGUUAAUAUCCAUGAAGGUUCAAAUAUAACAAUGGCUCAAUUCACUAUGACAGAAGAGAGUGUCUUUGACAUGAGAGAUUAUACAAGAGUGAUGAUAUCAACACUUGCAGUGUGUAAAACGUGUGUAUUCAAAAAAGCGGCAAAGUCUAUAUUAACUGAGAGGUGUACAGACACUAAUUAUGACAACGAUGAUUGUCUCUUUGACGAGUCCAUUUGGACUUUUGACGGGUUUGCAGUGGAUGCAACAGACAGACAGAGUGGGUAUUCAGUUAUUAAUAUGUAUGUCUCCACUCUGACAUUUAAUCAAGAAACACUUGAAGGUGCGUUGUUGCCCACAGACCAUUGCACAGACUUAUUUUCAAUUACAAGUGAAAUCGAAGAGUUACCUUUUCAAUUGAGUAACCCCCAAAUAUUGAGUCUCAUGGACGGGUAUUUGAUUAGAUAUUGCCCUGUUAAUGUGACAGAGACUGAAACCUUCUGUCGAUUGAUUGGAACAACUUGGAAUGACGACCAUCUCUAUCAUGCAGAAUACCCAUUUGCACAAGUACAUUGUCCAUAUGCGGGUGUCAAAAUAAUCAGUGAAGUUGACGAGGUGUACAUUGGUGACUUUGGUGUCGAAGCGUAUUUUUUAAAUAACACAAAGGUCAUAUUUACCACUAAGGCUUCACUCAAACGUAAUGUGACUGGUAAAGUCCAAGAAGUGACAUUUCCUACUGGACUUACUCUUAAACCAAGUUGCGACACAAUUGAAACUGUUGAAGUCAUUUCUGAAAAAGAUGGGGCAUACAGCUAUACACAGACUUGUACUGUGAAGACAACCCCCAAAGGCGAACAAAUAAAAGGAAGUAUUGUGAUGGACUCUGUGGAAUACAAUGUCAAAGCGGACUCUGCAUUUGUCAUUUAUACAGGUAACCAGAUAACACCAAAUACACUCAUAGUUAAUGUGAGCACUGAAGUAAUAGUUAUAAGUGACAUUGGAUUUAUCAUCCCGACAUCAAAUUCAAGUGAAUUGUGUCUCUUUGGUAUUUUCAAGAAUGGGGUAUUGAGUUGCAAUCAAAAACGGUUUUUAGAGUGUGGAGAUGGAUACUUCCCAAAAGUGAGUGAGUGUAUUGUGUGUACUGUGACUAAUUGUAUUCGGUGUACCGAGACGACUUGUUUACUUUGCAAAGAAGGGUAUAUAAUGACUAAUGGUUCUUGCGUUGACAAACAGAGCACAUGCCUCAAGUCGAAAUUGAAUCGGUGUUUCAAUUGUAAUCAAGGAUACAGUUUAGAGGAUGGAGUAUGUUACCAAGAGUCUCCCCUUGCGAAUUGUCUUGUGAGUACAUAUGGAUAUUGCACGAGUUGCGACUAUGUAAAUCGGUAUGUCAGCCGAAAUGGGUCAUGUGUGUAUAAAGAUCAAGCGAAAUUGCUGAGUCGGUAUGAUGUCAUUACAUGUAUGACAAAAUACACAUUACGACAAGGAGAAUGUGUGCCAUGUUCUGGUCUCUUUACUCAUUGUAAUACAUGUUCCGAUAUUCUCUGCACUGAAUGCGAAGAAGGAUAUGUAGUCAACGAAGAUGGAAGUUGCGAAAACAAAAACUGUUUGAACACGACAAGUCCUGAAAUGUUGUGUGAAGCGUGUGCGGAGGGGUAUGUGUUAGAUUUGGGAGGGCACUGCGUCCCAUUCCAACAAAAUUGUUUGUAUUACAACAACGAUAAAUGUCUUGCUUGUGAGAGUCCGUAUUACAUGACGAAUGGAGGGUGUUAUACACACAUAUCCAAUUGUAUUGAUUUGCAACAGUCUGGCUGUUUUAGAUGUAAGGACGGGUUUUAUUUGAACGAAGAAUAUGUCUGCGUCGCGUGUGACAAGAAUUGUAAAACGUGCAGUGGGACUGCAACACAUUGCCAGUCGUGUUAUGACAAUACCUAUCUGAAUGAGAACACGUGCAUCACAUCAACAGUGUUAAAUAACACAUGUCAAAAGUACACGAUCAAUGGUAUUUGUGUGCGGUGCAUCGACAAAUAUUACUUGGACAACGUCACGUGCUCGAAGUGUAUGGAUGAGUGUGGGACGUGCAACGAACCCGACUCUUGUUUGGUGUGCGAUUAUAACCGAUUUAUGAGUGUCAACGGAAAGUGCUUACUCCAGAGCUUAAUUCAUGACUGUGCUGUUGAUAUAUCCGUGUCACACGGAUGCACAGAAUGUAAAAAUGGGAGUUUUCUGCAUGAGAGAAUGUGUACUCCAUGUCAAGACAAUUGUAUGUUGUGCUCCGACUUGAAUUCGUGUCAAAUGUGUCAUGACAAUUUUGUGUAUAAGAAAGGGGAGUGUACGUCGUAUGCGACAAUUAAGAAAUGUUCUUCUGCAAAAGGCAAUAAAUGCGACAAAUGUUCGUUCUGGUACAAACCAAGCCCUGAUGGGUUAUACUGUGAGUCGACUCCGGUAUGGUGGGUCAUCAUGUUAUGUGUAGUUGUAGGGGUGUUCAUGUUUGUAGUGAUAUUAGUGAUGAUUAUUUGGAUGACAAUUGUUGUUCUACGGAAUGCGAUUCGCAACAAGGCACUGGACAAAAUGGUUUUCAGUCUUAAAAACGAUAAGAACUUAACAGUCAAUUUAGUCGAGAAUGUCUUCACUGGAACCAAAGAACUUGUUUUUGAAGCAGAAGAACAUUUGGUACCAGUGAACGUGCCAAGUGUGACGAGUUUUGUCAUUGGUAAUUACGGGAAGAGUGCUGUUCGUAUUCAAAUGAAGAACAAGACUGUGGAAGACAAGUACACAAUUGUGGUUCAACCCGAAGUCGUUAUUUUGAAGAGGAAACAGGGGUGCAAAUUCACUGUUACACUGAGCCCGGUGUGUUCGUGUAAGGUGAACGACUGCAUUUCUAUAUCUAUUAACAACUUUAAAACAACUAAAGGGGUGGGUGUCACCAUACCAAUUCAUGCGGAGACUGUGAUGUCGACGAGUCUUGACCAAAGUGAAAUUAGCAUCUCAAAGCAAAUUGGCGAAGGGUCCUUUGGAAAGGUAUUUAAAGGUGUUUUUAGAGGCAAUGAAGUUGCUGUCAAAAUAAUGAAACAAAUCAACAUAGAAGCGUCGACGAUAGAAGAGUUUGAGAAGGAAGUUGCGAUGUUGGACAAAUUCAGAUGCGACUAUAUCAUUCACUUCUAUGGGAGUGUGCGGUCCAAAAUGAACAUUGGUAUCGUCACUGAAUUUGCACCACUGGGGUGUUUGAGGGAUCACUUCUACAAAAGUGUCCCCGCCGAAAUGGUGCGAAUCAAAAUUAUGUUGGACAUUGCAAAGGCUUUACAGUACUUGCAUGAGAGUGGGAUCUUACAUCGAGACAUUAAACCAGACAAUGUCUUGGUGUUCGAUUUAAAUAAAGUAGCCACCGUCAAUGGUAAACUCACUGAUUUUGGAUCAUCGCGAAAUAUCAAUUUGUUGAUGACUAACAUGACCUUCACAAAAGGUGUUGGCACCCCAGUGUAUAUGCCACCUGAGAUGUUUGGCAAUAUGAAGUACAAAACAGAAGCAGACAUUUAUGCGUAUGGAGUCACUUUACUUGAAGGCAUUAAGUGGCGCGAGUGCUUUGAAGGCAAUCAAUUCAAGUACACGUGGCAGAUUGCAGAGUUCGUUAACAAAGGGAAUCGUCCACCCCGUCCUUCAGAAGUCCGUGAAGACAUCUUUACAUUAGUAGAAGAGUGUUGGGCACACGACACCAAGAAGCGCCCACCAAUUCAUAUUGUAGUCGAGCGUCUUGACUCUUUCAUGAGAAGUGCACAAGAACCCAAACAAGAACUUCAGAACGAAGUUCCUUCCGUUUAA